GGGUGGGCAUAGCCUGGCACUCCUGAAAGGGGUAGCUCAGAGAUGCGGGAGUCUGAGGCCGCGCGGGUGCCUCUGCCUCGCCCGCUCCUGGCCGGCUUUCCAGAUCCCCGCGCUCAGUCGCAGCUCAUUUUGGUGGGCGGCGGGGAGAGGGGGAGGGGGGGACCUAAAGCCUCGGAUAUACUUGCGGAGAAUCCGCUUACUUCCUCUCCCAGUCAGUGUUUUCUGGUUUUGUUUUUGACACUCAGGCCCCGCACCCCACAUCCCGUCCUGUUUUGAGAGGAGGAGGGAAGAGAAAUAAACGUGGCAGCGCAUAUAAGGCCAGCGGGGUGGUUGGGCAAGGGUGACCGGAGGGGACGCAGUUUGGAAACAAGCCGGCCCGGCCCGUUCACUCUCACCCUCACUUUGCUGAUACCUCCCCCGACCACCCCUCCACUUUCCCUUCUCCCCCCGCCCCCGGCCGGCCCCCUGUCCUUUGGGGGUGCUGGAAAAUGGGUGUGCCAGCCUCUGGAGGGGAGAUGGCGGGUUUGGCGCUGUCUGGGCUUCACAGGAGGGGGGGGGGGACCCUGAGAGAAUCUGGUAUUAAACCGCUGUGCUAACUCCCAGACUGCUUUCCAGACACCUCCAACCCACACAGCCCUUCACCCCCGUUUAUUCAGUCCUGGAAAAGGAGUUCUGGUACGCUGGAGGGAGACAUGGCGGUUAUUAGGGAAUUUGGGGGUGGGGGGUGGGAGGCGGAGCCCAGGACGGAGAAACAGUGGAAAAUCACGACCCUCGAACCGAAAGUCUGUCCUUAGGAUGAAGCUUUCACUGAACUGAGGGAAGAGGAAACAGCCCUGAAUCCUUGGAGGUCUGUCUGAAUUUGGGGCCCUGCACAAGUACAAGCCUGGUGGAAAAAAGUUAACUGCUCCUGCUCCCAGCAGGUCCUGCUCGGCUUGCAGCCUGGGGAAAACCUGUGAGCCUGAGUGGAAGUGCCUCGCCCAGACGUGCACACAUCCCGUUUAGGCAAGCCAGCUCCACGCCCUGGAUCAGAGAAUUACUCCAGCUGCACCAUGAGCCGAGUUCGAGAUGCUGGCUGCGUCGCCGCGGGGAUAGUGAUUGGAGCUAGUGCCUGGUACUGUGUCUACAAAUAUGCCAGGGGAAGAAACCAGACAAAGAAGAGAAUGGCCAAGCCCAAGACCAGGGCUGUGGCUGGGACUGGAGCCAGGGCUAGAGCCGGACUAAGGGCCGGAUUCACCAUUGACCUGGGGCCGGGAUUCGGUCCUCCAACCCCAGUCCGCACUCGGGCAGAGGACAGGGCCCAGGAUGAAGCCUCUGCUCUGGACGCAGCUGGAGCUGAGGCAGUGGUCCCAGCUGCAUCCAGUGCUGAGGCUCAGAGUGGGGCCGGAAAUCAGGUCCAGGAGGCAGAAGGGGCAGGGGUUGGGCCUAGGGCCGAACCAGUCGCCGGGGCCACAGCGGCUUCCUCAAUGGCACCACCCCCCGGGGAGGCAGAGGCUUUCGUGGCUGCAGCGGCCCCCACAGUGGCAAGGGCCCCCAAGCUGCCGGAAGCCCCUGGCACAGCAGAGGCUCCCGGGGCGCCCGCGGUGCCUCCCAGGGCGCCAGUGCCUACCGAGGCGGCAGCACCUACAGAGGCUGCGGAGACUCCUGUACCCGCAACCCCUCCUGCUGCGCCAGUGCCUUCUGGGGCAGCAGUGCCUUCCGGGGCUGCAGAGGCUCCUGGGACUUCAGGAUCCCCCAGAACAGCAGCACCCUCCAAGAAAGCGACCCCCGGGGCUCAUACCGGCGCUAUACCUAAAGCCGGGUCAGCGACUGGAGCUGUACCCAAAGGUGGAGCCAAGGGAACCAGGUCUCGGACUGGGGGCAAGGGCAAGGGCAAGAAAAACAAGGUGGAAGUAGAUGAAUUGGGGCUGGGCUUCCGCCCUGGGGAUGGGGCUGCAGCGGCUGCUGCAGCCUCUGCUAAUGGGGGACAGGCUUUCCUGGCAGAGGUCCCUGAUUCUGAGGAAGGGGAGUCUGGAUGGACUGACACAGAGUCGGAGUCAGACUCUGAGCCUGAAACCCAGCAGAGAGGGAGAGGGAGGAGACCUGUUCCCAUGCAGAAGCGCCCCUUUCCUUAUGAAAUAGAUGAGAUUCUCGGUGUCCGAGACCUCAGGAAAGUCCUUGCUUUGCUUCAGAAAUCGGAUGAUCCUUUCAUCCAACAGGUAGCUUUGCUCACUCUGAGCAACAAUGCCAAUUAUUCAUGCAACCAAGACACAAUUCGCAAAUUGGGAGGCCUCCCAAUUAUUGCAAACAUGAUCAACAAAACUGAUCCCCACAUUAAGGAAAAAGCCUUAAUGGCCAUGAAUAACCUGAGUGAGAACUAUGAAAAUCAGGGCCGACUUCAGGUAUACAUGAAUAAAGUGAUGGAUGAUAUCAUGGCCUCCAAUUUGAACUCAGCAGUACAGGUAGUUGGACUAAAAUUUUUAACAAACAUGACUAUUACCAAUGACUACCAGCACCUGCUUGUCAACUCCAUUGCAAACUUUUUCCGUUUGCUAUCUCAGGGAGGUGGAAAAAUCAAGGUUGAGAUUUUGAAAAUACUUUCGAAUUUUGCUGAAAAUCCAGAUAUGUUAAAAAAACUGCUCAGCACCCAAGUGCCAUCAUCCUUUAGUUCCCUUUAUAAUUCUUAUGUGGAAUCAGAAAUUCUUAUUAAUGCCCUUACUCUGUUUGAGAUCAUCUAUGACAAUCUCAGAGCAGAAGUAUUCAACUACAGAGAAUUCAAUAAAGGUUCCCUUUUUUACUUAUGCACUACAUCUGGAGUGUGCGUUAAGAAAAUUCGAGCCCUAGCCGAUCACCAUGACCUCUUGGUGAAAGUGAAAGUUAUAAAACUAGUGGACAAAUUCUGAUUGGCUAUGUGCUCUCAAAAGACUUGAAGAAAUUUCUUGAUUUUUCAGUCUGGAAGCAAUGAAAAUUGAAAGUUACUGCUUUUCCACUUGUUCAUGUAAUAAAGGGAUCCUUUCAGCUGCCAGUUUUGAAUAAUGUAUCAUCCAGAAAGAUGUUAUCUAUGACAGUCUCCAGCUUUAAGCUGAACCAUUUUAUGAAUACCAAAUAAAUAGUCCUCUUGUACUGAAAACACAUUUGUGACUUUAAUCGUGCUGCUCGAAUGGAAAUAUUUUUACUGGUUCCUCUAUGUGAAUUGACAGUGAACCUGUCCAUCGAAAUAGCCUACACUUCUGUCAUUUGUUUUGACUUGAAUUUAUCCACCAAAGACUUCAUUUGUGUAUCAUCAAUAAAGUUGUAUGUUUUGACCAACAAAAAAA
This is a messenger RNA of Zalophus californianus (California sea lion), 3293 nucleotides long. It is a transcript of the gene ARMCX2, whose product is annotated as armadillo repeat containing X-linked 2. The record is from RefSeq and is a predicted model, not a curated record. Gene Ontology annotation, cellular component: mitochondrion. The transcript is spliced from 4 exons. Bases 1050 to 2879 code for a protein of 609 amino acids. Lineage: Eukaryota; Metazoa; Chordata; Mammalia; Carnivora; Otariidae.